UGCCCCGGGGGUCAGCCAGCAGACGUUCAGGGUGACCAUCCUGGAUGACCUGGGUCAGCCGGUGCUGGAGGGGACUGAGACAUUCGAGCUGGUCCUCCGCAUGCCCAUGAACGGCAUCCUGGGAGAACCGGGGAAGGCCACCAUCCUCAUCAACGACUCCGUCUCCGACCUGCCCAAGGUGCAGUUCCGUGAUGCCAUGUACAUGGGGCAUGAGAGCUCCGGUCAGAUCUCAGUCAUGGUUUAUCGUAGUGGAGACAUCAGUUACAGGUCAACGGUCCGCUGUUAUACCAGACAGGGCACCGCUCAGGUUAUGAUGGACUUCAACGAACGACCCAACACAGACGCUUCCAUCAUCACCUUCCUACCAGGAGAGGUGGAGAAGCCGUGUGUUCUGUCUCUGGUUGAUGACACGGAGCAUGAGGAGGAGGAGGAGCUGAGGCUGGUGUUGGGGUCGCCCCGCAGUGAGUCUCCGUUCGGAGCGUCCAUCGGGAAACAGAACGAGACUCUGGUCAAGAUCAUGGACGACGCAGACAAGGCCAUCAUCAAGUUUGGGGAGACUAAGUUCAGUGUGAGUGAGCCUAGCGGGGCAGGCCAGGUGUCCAUGGUGAAGAUCCCAGUGCUGAGGGUAGGAGACACCUCCAAGGUCUCUGUGGUCCGCGUCCACACCAAGGACGGAUCAGCCACCUCCGGAGAGGACUACCAUCCUGUAUCUGAAGAUAUUGAGUUCAAGGAGGGUGACACAGAGCACUACAUCGAGGUGGAGAUCUUGUAUGAUGGAGUCAGAGAGAUGAGAGAAGCCUUCACGGUCCACCUGAAACCUGAUGAGAACAUGGUGGCUGAGACGCAGAUGAGUAAGGCCAUUAUCUACAUAGAGGAGACCAACAGCAUGGCGGACGUCACCUUCCCCUCCGUCCCCCAGGUGUUCUCCCUACUGCAGUAUGACGACACCUCCAGAGCCAGACACACCCCCCCAGUGGCAGGCUACCCCGUUGUCUGUGUCACGGCUUGUAACCCUAAGUACCCUGACUAUGACAAGACUGGCUCCAUCUGCAUCAGCGAGCACAUCAAUGACACGCUGACACGCUAUCGAUGGUUGGUCAGUGCUCCAACCAGCCUGGACGGGGUCACCAGCUCCAUGAGAGAGGUGGACUUUGAUACCUUCUUCUCCUCCUCCAAGAUCAUCACCUUGGACUCUGUCUAUUUCCAGGCUGGUUCUAGGGUGCAGUGUGCAGCCCGUGCUGUGAACUCUAACGGAGAUGAGGGCCUGGAACUCAGCAGCUUCAUAGUCUCCAUCAGUAUAGAGGAUGGUAUGUGCCAGCCUCGUGUGGUGGGUACAGUGGGCGCUGAGCCCUUCUCUGCCAAGCUACGCUACACUGGAGCAGAGGACCCAGACCACCCCAACCUCAUCAAGAUCACUGUCACCAUGCCACACAUAGACGGCAUGCUCCCUGUGGUCUCCACCCGUCCUAUGUCUAACUUUGAGCUGACGUUGAGUCCUGAUGGUACUCGUGUGGGGAACCACCGCUGUUCUAACCUGCUGGACUACACCGAGGUCAAGACCCGCCACGGCUUCAUAACCAACGCCACCAAGAACCACGAGGUGAUCGGGGAGACCUCUCCCUACCAGUACAGUGCCCCCCUGAGGGGAUCCAGCGUACUGCGCUUCUACAAGAAUCUCAACCUAGAGGCCUGUCUAUGGGACUUCACUAGUUACUAUGACAUGUCUGAGCUACUGUCAGACUGUGGAGGGACCAUCGGUACAGACGGACAGGUGUUGAACCUGGUCCAGUCCUAUGUGACCCUCCGGGUGCCCCUCCACGUCUCCUAUGUGUUCCACUCCCCGGUGGGGGCAGGGGGCUGGCAGCAUUUUGACCUGCAGUCUGAGCUACGACUCACCUUCGUAUACGACACUGCCAUCUUGUGGCGGGACGGCAUCGGCAGCCCUCCUGAGGCUGAGCUACAAGGAGCCCUGUACCCCACCAGUAUGCGUAUCAACGAACAGGGUCGUCUGGUGGUCAACUUCAGAACAGAGGCUCGAUUCAGAGGACUGUUUGUCAUAUCACACUCUGCUUCCUCUCUGUCGUCCAUGGUGAUGUGUGCGGACCACCCUGGGGUGACGUUUAAUCUCAGCCUGGUGAGGAGCGAGCCCACCUACAACCAGCCCAUGCAGCAGUGGACCUUCACAUCAGACUUCGCUGUGCGUGACUACUCAGGUACCUACACGGUGAAGCUGCUACCCUGUACCUCUCCUCCCAGUCUGGAGUAUUCCCUGCCUCCUGUCUGUAACCCCAGAGAACCUGUCACCUUCGACCUGGACAUACGCUUCCAGCAGGUGAGUGACCCGGUUGCGGCUGAGUUCAGUCUGAACACACAGAUGUUGCUGCUGUCUAAGAGAACUUUGUGGCUGUCUGACGGAUCCAUGGGCUUCGGACAGGAGAGCGACACAGCCUUCUCACAGGGUGACAUGAUAUAUGGCAGAGUGAUGGUGGACCCAGUUCAGAACCUGGGGGAUUCCUUUAUCUGUAACAUAGAGAAGGUGUUCCUGUGCACCGGCGCGGAUGGAUACGUGCCCAAGUACAACCCCAACAACAAUGAGUACGGCUGUCUGGCUGAUGCUCCAUCGCUGCUUUACAGAUUCAAAAUUAUCGAUAAGGCCCAGCCAGAGACCCAGGCCAGGUUGUUUGGUAAUGUCGGGUUCAGGGCUCUGCUGGCUGUAGACGACCCUCAGGCCCUUGCCCUGAUCAGACAGCCUGGAUCUGACGGCUUCAGCAUGGACUCUACAGCACUGUUCCAAGUGUCAGCAGGGAGGGAGUGGUUCAUCCACACCAUCUACACCGUCCGCUCCAGAGAGAAUGCUAACAGGGGCAUCGGAAAGAGAAGUCUGGAGUACCACACACUCACCCAACACAGCAGUAUGGCUGCAGGAGGCCACUCCCUGACCCAACACAGCAGUAUGGCUGCAGGAGGCCACUCCCUGACCCAACACAGCAGCAUGGACAGAGAAACUCAGCAUCAAACUAUGGCUGCAGGAGGACCGUCCCAGUCCCAGUUUCGCUCCAGGCGGUCAGCAAACAGGGUACCAGACCUGACAGAGGACAUCGGCCUGGACAACAACCGAGGCACCAACAUUCUCCAUAUCGCCCUGGACCUCAGCCGCCAGCGCCGCACCAGCCCCGACCAGGAGGUCCUCACUCGGGGUGUGGUGCCCAGGGAGCUGAACCAUCCUGCGGAGAGCGAGGACAGUCUGGUCCUCAUCAUAGGGAUCCUGGUGGGCCUCCUCCUCACCAUCCUCAUCAUCAUCGUCAUAGUGCUAACCGUACGGUCCAGACAGGAGAAGAAGAAAAUGGAGGUUCCCACAACAACGUCAAGCUCCACUGAGCCCAUGGUGACAUCAGGGUUCACUUGCAGUGGCUUGGACAGCUCAGAAGUCUGACGGACAGACAGACAAACGGACUUCCUUCGACAUGACCACUGAGACAGACAGACCGAUGGACGGAUAUUCUCCAUAGAAGAAAAAAAAAACACUGACAGAUGUUUUUGUUUUUUUAUGUUAUUUUUUUGCAAGUGCCUCAUAAUUUUUACAUUGGGAUAUAAAGAGAGGGAGGGGACAACUGAAACAACACAGUCGACAAUGAGAGCUUUGGUUCUGUACAAAAACCUACUUGAAAUCCUGCAGUCCUUCUGCUCUGCUGUAGGGGAGACCAUAGAGGUAAAACAAUCUCUCUCUAUGGGGAGACUGCCCCAUCUAGGGCAGUACCUGUAACCUGUUCUGUUCAAGGCACUUGCCAGCAUUCAUUAUUGCUUUGUUUUAUGAUGUUACACUUGAUCCCAAAAAUGUUUAUGAUUUGUCCAAAGGUGCUAAAGCAGCAGAUGCCUCUGUCCUGUAGGAUGGAUGGUGGUCCUGUGAUUUGGUAGAAGGACAUGUAGCAGGGCUAUUCAACUCCAGGACUGUAAGGCAGAAGUACUGCUGAUUGUCUUUUUUACCUGGUAGUUGAUUGAUUAAUUGAUUAAUGUCACUGAUUGGCCGUAGAGUUCCAUGAUGUAAUCAGUUUCUGGUUAGAAUGAAAGAAUGAUAACCAGAAGUGUUUCAGCCUUCCAGGCCCAGAGUUGAAUACCGGUAAGUGUUUCAGCCUUCCAGGCCCAGAGUUGAAUACCGGUAAGUGUUUCAGCCUUCCAGGCCCAGAGUUGAAUAUCGGUAUUCCUGGUAUUCAGUAUUCAAUAUGAACGCAAAGUUGUCAUAGAACUGUCAUAGUUGUUAAUGUGUAUGUUUGUUUUCCCGUGUCAAGCCACUGUCAAUAGUCUGCUAACACUGGGAAUAUGUCCUACUGUAAUGUUCUACUGUAGCUCUGUCAGACCUGGGUUCAAACAUUUGAAAUCUUUCAAGUAUAUUAGCUUUAGCCUGCCUGGAGUGCCAGGUGGGACUUUUAUAUUGGUUCCACUGCAACAGGCAAGCUCAAUUGAUCACAGCUUAAGUAUAUUACAUGAUUUAAACUAGUAUUUGAACCCAGGUCUGCUCUCUAUACUGAAGUAUGGAGGCUGAUUCAUGUUGAAGUUCAACAGGUGCCUAAGAAUCCACUGGAUGUUAUACUGUAGGAAGCGUCCCAAAUGACAACCUAUUCCCUAUUUUGCACUAUAAGUAGUGCACUAUAUAGGGAAUAGGGUGUAAUUUGGGACGGAUAUUUAGAUUUUCUCUAUUACAUGGUUAUUCUAUUUGUUUUGUUUGUAUUAAUGGUUAUCUAUCAUUUGUGCCUGCUUCUGAUUUUGUAUUUUCUUUAAAAUAAUUGCUUAAACUUGUAUAAUAAUGUGUAAAGCAGAUUUGGGGGAAAAUGUGUCUAAUCAACUGUAGCUAAUUCAGACUCAAUUACAUGUUUUUCUAUCCUAACAGAGUUCCAAGUUGAUCACAAUUUUGGGGGGAUAAUUGUUCUCUUGAUAGUCCCAAAAUCAUGGUUGUAGUGACUUUCUAUAGCUCUGUCCCAAAUUGCAUCCUAUUCCCUAUUUAGUGCACUACUUUUGAUCAGAGCCCAUAAGGAAUUAAGGUACCAUAUAGGGAAUAGGGUGCCAUUUUGGAUAUAUCCUAUAUCAGUGUGGUCCUGUAUUUGAAUACAUACAGUACAGUACUGAAUUGAAUCUAAUGAGAAAAGGUAUAUCCUGUAGGGGAGAGUGGGGUAAGUUGAGACAUUUUUUACAUUCAGCAUCACUCCGUCAAGGGAAAUAUAGUAUUCUUUCUAACAAAGAUAUCUACAUAUAUUUCAGGAUGUUGUGUAUCCCUGAAAAUAAUCAGAAUUCAUGUAAACAUUACAGUUUUGAAAACAUAGCUUGUCCAAAGAAAGUGAUAUCUUGGCACGACUUACCCAUACACAUUUCUGUACUGAAUGAAAUAUUACCACUACCUUUUUAAAACCAUGUCUGUCUUUACUUUCCAAACACAAUUCAACACAAUCACAAUCACUUUUUUGUAUUUUAAUCCCUCAUAUCCCAGCCUUUCAUUAUACCUGGGAAGAAAACAUUUACUAAAUUUACCACAAGGCAAACAGUUUGACUAUAUAAGCCCACACAGCUACAAGUGUCAGGUUUUGGCCAAGACUGUUCGGGUUUUGGUCACUAGAUGUCCCCAUUGCACCUUUUUUGUACCUUUUGUUUUUCUUGCU
Messenger RNA from Salvelinus namaycush (lake trout), 5648 nucleotides. RefSeq names its product FRAS1-related extracellular matrix protein 2-like. The record is from RefSeq and is a predicted model, not a curated record. Gene Ontology annotation, biological process: cell communication. Bases 101 to 3433 code for a protein of 1110 amino acids. Gene Ontology annotation, cellular component: membrane. NCBI's taxonomy places the organism in Eukaryota, Metazoa, Chordata, Actinopteri, Salmoniformes, Salmonidae. The transcript is spliced from 18 exons.